UUUUUUUUUUUUUUUUUUAUUUGAUAUAUAAAUAUUUUCUUACGCUUUUAUCCAUUAUGUGCAACAUGAUCUAUAUCGCGAUCUAUUCGUUUAUCAUCCGUGGAAUCUACUCAACAGGAUAAUCUUUGUUUGGAUUAUUUAUUAAUUCUAAUUGGAACGUAGGUGCAAAUUAAUAACAGUUUGCCCAAACCACGGUUUAUUGUGGCUAAUACUAGUGAUAAGCACCACUAUUAUAAUAUGACGCUCGAUUUUAUAGCUGGAUGCCUUGGAGGCGCUGCUGGUGUGUUGGUCAGUCACCCUUUGGAUACAAUUAAAGUACACUUGCAAACACAAAAUCCAAAAAAUAUUAAAUAUCACGGCACAUGGCAUUGCUUAAAAACUAUUGUUAAAGAGGAAGGUGUCCAUGGCCUCUAUAAGGGCAUGACUAGCCCACUUGCUGGAUUAGCUGCUGUUAAUGCCAUCGUAUUCGGUAUAUAUGGUAAUGUACAGCGUAUGUGCCAAGAUCCAACUUCGUUGGAAGCGCAUGCCUUAUCCGGAGGUGUGGCGGGGUUUUUCCAAAGUGUUGCUUGCGCUCCAAUGGAGUUAGCCAAGAUACGCAUGCAGUUGCAAACACAGGAUCAGCUCGGUAAAAAAUUUAAGUGCCCAUUAGAGUAUCUUAUACAUGUUGUGCGGACUGAAGGUUAUAUUGGUACCAUGAGAGGUGUAGGUUUCACUGCAUUUCGCGAUGUGCCAGGAUUUGCCAGCUACUUCACUUCCUUCGAGUAUUUAACGAGUCUUCAGUCACCGCUGACCGCAUGGUGGACGCUAACAGCGGGUGGUCUUGCUGGGAUUGCCUCUUGGCUUGUCAGCUAUCCAAUAGACGUUAUAAAAACAUGUAUACAAGCAGAUGAUCCUGCAAGUCCGAAAUAUAGCGGGUACAUGGAUAUAGCCCGUAAAGGUUACAAAUCCGAAGGCUUGCACUUCUUUUUCCGCGGAAUGAACUCGACGAUGAUACGUUCAUUUCCAAUGAACGCUGCCUGCUUUUAUGUCGUCUCAGCUUUCAUGAAUUACUUCGCCGAUGAUGGACCAGACGAUGUUGCAAAUACGCACGACACUCAAACCUCGAUCGCUUUGGCGGCAAAUACGCCCCUAACGUAUAUUUUUAAUCACGUCGUUCAACCCGAUGAACGAAUUCGACAACAACACCUUGCAAUGACGAAGAGCCUACAAAGCUUUAGUACAUUCAGCGAAGCUAUAUGCCAUUCCGAAGCCGAAGAAUUAGCAACCGAAUGGUAUCCUGUAAAUGAAAAUAAAUACUUUGUUUUAGAAGACAAACGAAUUACGGCCAGAGAGUUUCGAAUCAACGAAAGGCCUGUGGACUGUUAAAAGUCCACAGAACUUAAUUAACUUUAUUCGGUGCGAAAUAUUUUUGGUGAUAUCUAUACAUGUGUACAUGUAUACAUAUAUUUAUAUAUGUUUAUUAUAUAUAUAUAUAUAUAUAUAUAUUUAUUAGAUUC
Messenger RNA from Glossina fuscipes, 1496 nucleotides. RefSeq names its product mitochondrial basic amino acids transporter. The record is from RefSeq and is a predicted model, not a curated record. Gene Ontology annotation, biological process: mitochondrial L-ornithine transmembrane transport. The transcript is spliced from 4 exons. Gene Ontology annotation, molecular function: high-affinity L-arginine transmembrane transporter activity. Gene Ontology annotation, cellular component: mitochondrion. Bases 238 to 1365 code for a protein of 375 amino acids. Lineage: Eukaryota; Metazoa; Arthropoda; Insecta; Diptera; Glossinidae.